AUGACAAGGUUUAACAAAAAUCCUACUUUAUCAGUAUCAGGGGCUGAGGUCAGCAAACUCGCUUGGUUUCACCAGAAGCCGACACGCGCCGAUCUCGUCAGCUUCUUCUUCGCUCAUUCGCGCCGUCGCUACGAAAAUGAUUCAUAUUCCAAUGGGAAGAAAAGCAAAACUUCUAUCUACAUUUUCUUGAAGGAUUGCAGGUUUGUUUUUAAUUUGGACAAACUUGGAUUAGAAAUAGCGUCGAUUGCAUUGCCUGCAGCACUGGCUUUGACAGCCGAUCCAAUUGCUUCUCUAGUUGACACAGCAUUCAUUGGUCAAAUAGGUCCAGUGGAGCUUGCUGCUGUAGGAGUUUCUAUCGCUUUGUUCAAUCAAGCAUCAAGAAUUGCAAUAUUACCUCUUCUUAGUGUCGCAACCUCUUUUGUUGCUGAAGAAGAUACUAUUGGAACUGCGAGUCCCAAGGCAAACCAGAGUGAUUACCUGGAAACAGGUUUAUCAAUCAAUGGUGAAACUAAACAGUUGAUCCCAAAAAGGGGUACUGACCAGAAUGCAUACAACUCAAAACCAGUUGGUGCAAGCUUUGAAAUAGUUACAACUAAUCAUCGAAAGAGGUACAUCCCGUCUGUGUCACCAGCAAUGGUAAUUGGCAGCAUCCUUGGCCUCAUCCAAGCCAUAUUCCUCAUAUCAGCGGCAAAACCUCUAUUGAACUUUAUGGGGGUCAGUUUUAAAUGGAGACAAUUGUUAUUCUCGUGUGCUACAAUGGAAAAUGGGUCACCUCGAAGAAGAUGUGCAAAUACGAAGGGGGUGACUCAAAAGGCUUAAUAGUUCCACGGACCAUCAAUUUUGCUGAACUGUUGGACCGUGUGCAUCAGAUUGGUAAUACAAACAGCAGGGAAGACAAGGUUUGCUUAAAAUUCUCAGUUUUGGUGGCCUCGAAUGAGUGGAAGCGCAUAAAGAUUGAGGACGAUGAUGAUGUCAAUUUUUUUAUGAAGUACAAUUCCGAGGUAACACCUUCAAAACUAGCUCCCUUACUCAUGAGUAUAGAAGAUAAAGGACUGACAAAUGAUGUAGUUCAUAGUAUGCAUAUCACGACAGAUAGUAGUCGGAUGGGUCAUUCUUCAGUUGCCAUUGUUGAAAGCAAUGAAGUAACUUGGAAUAAUACAAAUGUCACUGAUUUGGGAGGUGAAGUAGGGACAGAUUUUAUGGAUAUGAUUGAUUUUAGCGAGGUGGAGGAGAUGCAUGGUGGUGAUAAUGGUACUGAAAGAAAUGAAGUGUAAGUGUACUCUGCCCCUCCUAAUUUGGGGUGCUUGAACACAGCUGCCCAGUUGCCAAAAAUACGUUUAGGAGGAGAAUCUGAACCCACUCGUCAACAUUAUUUUUGCCCAGUUGCCAAAAAUACAUAGAGAUACAAUUUUAUUGUUGUUAAUGUCAUGUUGUACUGCUGUAACUUACAGCCAAGGAGUUAAUGGUGUAGUUUUGAAUCCCAUCAAUUUAAUGCACCAACACAAAACCCAAUUUACCUCAUAUAAGUUCGUACAUAUAACUGAACCUUCCUAUAUAGAACUGCAACAGAGGCACCUUCUUAACGGGAAAGGUAAUUAGUCUUACUGAAAGGCAA
Molecule: messenger RNA, 1615 nt
Organism: Prunus persica (peach)
Lineage: Eukaryota; Viridiplantae; Streptophyta; Magnoliopsida; Rosales; Rosaceae
Product: protein DETOXIFICATION 42
Exons: 7
Coding region: 1-819 (272 amino acids)
Source: RefSeq, a predicted model, not a curated record